This is a messenger RNA of Bemisia tabaci, 1951 nucleotides long. It is a transcript of the gene Ate1, whose product is annotated as arginyltransferase 1. Gene Ontology annotation, biological process: protein arginylation. The record is from RefSeq and is a predicted model, not a curated record. Gene Ontology annotation, cellular component: cytoplasm. NCBI's taxonomy places the organism in Eukaryota, Metazoa, Arthropoda, Insecta, Hemiptera, Aleyrodidae. Gene Ontology annotation, molecular function: arginyl-tRNA--protein transferase activity.
UGUCUGAAUCUCUUUUCUGUAAUCUGUACUAAUUUUAACUUUUUCUACACAUUUUAAAAUUUACUUUCUAUUAUCCUUUGCAGUGUUCAACUCUUCUAUUCUCGUCGGUAACGUUACAAAUCAUAACCAGUCUCUGUCUCAAGUGCAAUAAUGGCUCCAGAUUUAUCCAUUGUGGAAUUUCAUUCCGAUGACAGGAAGUAUCGCUGUGGUUAUUGUAAAAAAACUGACUCAAUCAUCAGGCAUGGAAUGUGGGCACAUCAAAUGUCGGUGGAAGAUUACCAGUGUCUUAUAGACCGGGGAUGGCGAAGGAGUGGCAGCUAUUGUUACAAACCUACAAUGAAUGAAACAUGCUGUCCUAUGUAUACUAUCAAAUGUGCAGCUCUAGAAUUCAGGUUAGCAAAAUCCCAUAAAAAAAUUCUCAAGCAAAUGCAUCGAUUCUUGGCAACAGGUGAUAGGAAGCGAUCAUCAAUUCGAGAUUCCUCUCCGGGUGGUGCAGUAGAACUGAUUCAGGAUAUUCCACAAGAAAGGCGAUCUCAAAUUGAAACUUCUAGUAUCCAAAUAGAUGCUGGAUCACCUGCUGAAGGAUCAAUUUUACACUCAAAGAAAACUAAAUUAUCUGAAAGUAUGAAAAUGGAAACAGAAGAAUCCACAAAACCCAAAUCUUUAGAAACCAAGUUAGCUCCAAGCGAAUUAAGUACCAGAGUUUGCGGGAAAGCAAAAUUCAAAAGGAGAGAAAGGAAAAAACAAAAACUCAUAAGUCAAGGAAUGACUCCAGAAGAGGCUGAGGCAUUGAUGAAAGAAAAUCGGCUGAAGAAAUCACAGCCAAAAGGGGUAGAAGAUUUUGUAAAUGCACCUAUGCCAGAGAAUCCUGCACACCGAUUAGAGGUGCGAACAAUAGCUAGUAGCGAGCUGAGUUCCUGUAAGGAAGCAGAGUACGAGAUUUACCAAAAGUACCAAACAACAAUUCACAAAGAUCCCCCUGAGCGAUGCUCCAUGCGCCAGUUUACGCGCUUCCUUGUUGACUCACCGCUUCAGAUAAAAUUGGUGAGAACUCGCUCAGAAGAGUUUGAGGAAACGUUUGAUGUGAGCUGGGCUCUUUACACUAAGUAUCAAAUGGCUGUCCAUAACGACCCUCCUGAGGAGUGCACGCGAAAAUCUUACUCUGAAUUUCUAGUCCUUUCUCCACUGAAGUUUAAACUAGGCAAUGGAAGUCCUCCCAAAGGUUAUGGAUCUUUUCACCAACAAUAUUGGUUGGAUGGGAAAUUAAUAGCAGUGGGAGUCUUGGAUAUUUUACCAAAAUGUGUAUCAUCUGUUUAUUUUUUUUAUGACCCAGACUACAAGGAUCUGACACUGGGCACCUAUGGAUCUCUAAGAGAAGUCAUGUUCGUCCGUUCACUGCAAGCCUUCUCGCCCAGCCUACGCUUUUAUUACAUGGGAUACUACAUUCACUCUUGUCCCAAGAUGCGAUACAAAGCGAAUCUCUCACCCUCCUUUCUCCUCUGUCCAGAAACUUACGAAUGGUUUCCAAUUAAAGAAUGCCUUGCCAAGCUUGAUCAGUUGGAAAGUUCUCAAUAUUGUAGGUUCAACCCAGAUUUGGAUGCCACAGAUACAGAGGGUGAAACAGAUUUAGGAAAAGUGACAGUGUUUUACUCAAGUCGCGUGAUGUCCUUUACGUCUUAUUUGCGACUAGCUCAACUUGAAGAUGAGCCCGAAGAAGUCGAAAAAAUAAAAGAAUACGCAAUGCUAGUCGGUAAAAAGUGUGCCAAUCGAAUGCUCUUGCUGCGAACGAAUAAUUAGCUGUAAGACAGCAUGUAUCAUAGUGAGAACCGUGCUUUGAGCAUAUUCUGUUUUGCUCGAGAUUGUUUUUUUUUAUUGUUUUUUAACCAUAGUUUAUGGAAUUAGCUUCAGAGAAGAAAUUCCUUUUAAUUAAUAUAAUUGAAUUUUUACGCAA